Messenger RNA from Fusarium poae, 1320 nucleotides. RefSeq lists its product as uncharacterized. NCBI's taxonomy places the organism in Eukaryota, Fungi, Ascomycota, Sordariomycetes, Hypocreales, Nectriaceae. The transcript has 2 exons. The record is from RefSeq and is a predicted model, not a curated record. Bases 1 to 1320 code for a protein of 439 amino acids.
AUGCAUUUCAACUCCUUCGCCGUCUGCCUCGGUCUGGCUGGUCUGGCCCAGGCACACAUGGAGAUGAUCUCCCCCGCCCCUUUCAAGUCCAAAGAGAACCCUCACGCCGGCAGCGAUGUCGACUACAGCAUGACCGCUCCCCUUGAGGCCAGUGGUGGCAACUUCCCUUGCAAGGGCUACCACUCUCUCUUCGGCACUGAGGCCGGUGCCUCUGUCGCUGACUGGGAGGCCGGAAGCCAACAGACCAUGAAGAUCACCGGUGGUGCUAACCACGGCGGUGGUUCUUGCCAGGCCUCUCUCUCCUUCGAUAAGGGUGAGUCUUGGCAAGUUAUCCACUCCUUCAUCGGCAACUGCCCUGCUGCUGGUACAUCCUCUUUCGAUUUCAAGGUUCCCUCCGAUGCUCCUUCUGGCGAGGCUAUCUUCGCCUGGAGCUGGUUCAACCAGAUUGGUAACCGUGAGAUGUACAUGAACUGUGCUGCCGUCACCAUCAAGGGUGGCUCCAAGCGUGCUUCUGCCAUGAGCAACCGUCCCGCCAUGUUCGUCGCCAACGUUGGCAACGGCUGCACCACUGAGGAGUCCUCUGACCUUGAGUUCCCCGACCCCGGUCCCGAUGUGAGCAACGACUCUCAGAAGACUGCUGGUCCCGUGGGAUCUUGCGCCAAGGCUGGCUCCGGCGGCGGUUCCGGUUCUGGUUCCGGUUCUGGCUCCGGCGAUGGUGCCGCUCCCAGUGCACCCGCUGACAACGGAAACAACGGAGGCGACAGCGGCGCUGCUCCCAGCACCCCUGCCGGUGGUAACGAUGGCUCCUACAACCCUGGUAACGAUGGUGCUGGUGCUGCCCCCAGCGCCCCUGCUCCUACCAAGCCUGCUGAAGGCGCCCCUGAUGCUCCCGGAGGUGUCUUCAUCACUGUCUCCCAACCCGCCGAGGCUACCGCCGCUCCCUCUGCUCCCUCGGCCCCUGCCAAUGACGGCGCCGGCUCCAGCACUCUUCUGACCAUGACCAAGCCUGCUCCUGCUGCUCCCACCAGCGUUGUUACCCCCGAGCCCGCUCCUGCUGCUCCUACUGCCCCCGCUACUCCUGCGACCCCUGAUGCUGGUGCUGGUGAGGGUGGUUCUGGUACCGAAGAGACUGCAGGUUCUGCGUGCACUGAGGAGGGUCAAUGGAACUGCAUCGGCGGUUCCAAGUACCAGCGCUGCGCUUCCGGUACAUGGUCUGUUGUUCAGUCCAUGGCAGCUGGCACUACCUGUUCUGGCAACAAGAGCCAAGCCAUGGCCUUUGGAUUCGGCCGCAAGCUCGCCUUUCGAUUUCGUCGGGCCUAA